Messenger RNA from Physcomitrium patens, 1962 nucleotides. NCBI's taxonomy places the organism in Eukaryota, Viridiplantae, Streptophyta, Bryopsida, Funariales, Funariaceae. The record is from RefSeq and is a predicted model, not a curated record.
UUUAUUAGUGUUCGCUCUCUCGAAGUUUCUAUUUCUUUCCGUCGUCUACACGUUUCUUCCUCUUUCCCUGCAUCGCUUCCUCUCUCAACUGUCGCUCCCACUCUUACACGCUAUGGAACAAAGCUUUGCCUUCACGGGUACUUUGUUUUGAGUAAACUUGUUUUUGACGCGUUCCUUCGCGAAGGUUGUUUUUUCUUUUGGCUCCAGAGUUUGUAGUCAGUCCUCUAGGGUUUGGUGUUACAGCGAGUGCUUUCUCUGCUUAUUGGGACGGUAGCGAGGGUUUUCGUCGGUUUGCAGUGUUGGUUUUUGUGUAUUCUUGUGGAAUUGGCUGGCCAUGGCGUCGAGUGUCGCAGGGCAGUGGGGCGAGUACCCUGCGGUGUUCAUGGGGGACGUCCCUCUGAAGCGCACAUCGAGGGGCAAGGGUGCAAGUCAGAACAGGUACUACAAGAACAUGUACAAAGGAGUGAGAAGUAGAGAGCAGAGUCAGGAUUAUAAUCCCCCCAGACUUAAAGAUUUGAGGAAGCAGAACCGGUUGGGCACGAAAAAGUUUUAUGCCAAGAGGAGAGUUCCUAGGAGUGUGCCUAGGGCUCCCUUUAAUGAUAGCACAUAUCUCAUGCACAUGCGUAGGUCGGGGGGUUUAGCGUCGCUUGAGCCCACUGUGCCGUCUCCUGUUUUCUCUUCACCUGCAAGUUCUAGUUACAAGUUGGGUAAUUAUGAACAAAUUGUGGAUGGGAAUGAUUACGGUUAUGGCUCUAUGACAGGCCUCAUCCAUCUUCGUCCGACUGAUGAUGGUGAUCGAUCAAGCGGUAGCACCGUCGACAAUGAUUUCUCUAACGAUAUGUAUGUGGAGCAGCCUUCUGUUUCAUCUGCAGAUUCUGCCCAGGAAUUGGAGCAGCGACUCGAAAAGGAUAUCAGUCGGUUUGAGAUGGCUCCCAUACCUGAAACUACAUCGGAAGGGUUUCUGGAACAACGGGUGGCAAGACAGGACAUCCACAUCGCACACCUAGAGGAUGAGAAUCUUGUUUUGAAAGAGCGUCUGUUCUUGAUUCAGCAAGAGAUUGAUGAGCUUAAUCAAAGAUUACUAAGUGGUCAGAGAUGUGACGUUGGUGAGAGCGAUGAUAAUGAAGAGAUCCAUGAUGCACAGUCUUGCUUAGGCACAUAAGGUGGUCAUAGGUGUCUUGUACAUAAUUAUGUUACACCUGAUAUGUGGUUUUCCUGUGCUGCCUCACGAACGGGAUCGCGUGAAAGAGCUCGCGGGUGUAUAUACGAAUUCAUUUGUCGAAGACCAGGAUUAUUGGUUAAUGUCUUUCAUCAUGUGGCUUCCAUUAACAUGCACGAUUUUAUGGCAGUUACUGGUGUGACUGGGCUGGAAAAUCUAGAUCGAGUUUUGCUAAUUGUUUUCGAUUUCCUAAUGUGUGGUUGGUUAUAAUAACACAUUAAGGUUGGAAUUUCAGUCAGAAGUCUGUAGUUAUUCUGUAGUAAUUCUGUAGUAUGUCUAUGGGUGAAGUUUUUUGGACAUUUAAUCUCACAUUUAGAGACAUGAACCUGCAGUUCUGAAAUAGAUUUAAGUCUCACAAUUCGAAACAUACUACUGAAAUUGGGGUGUUAUCUGUUUUACACGUUCAGGAGCUCUUAGUACCAAGGUUGAAGCGACUGAGUGGUGGUCUGUCCAAACAACGAAUCAAACGUGGUCAAAAUUUUAUUCAUUUUGGCACAUGGCUUCUAACCAACAAAACCCAAGUGGAGUAAUUCUGCGCCAUCUAGCCUUAAAUAUCUUGCGACUAUUAAAUGAAUAGUUGGGAUAUAGUACAAUAUUGAUUAUCAGAGCAUUGUUGAUUGUCAAUGUCAUAUUGAAAGGAAACAACAGUCGCGGUAAAACCGUCUCAGUGUAUCAUAAACUAUGUACAUAGCAACUCUUGUAAUAAACAACGAUGCAAUUGUUGGUCUUAGAUUUUUUAUAAA